Molecule: messenger RNA, 1564 nt
Organism: Aedes aegypti (yellow fever mosquito)
Lineage: Eukaryota; Metazoa; Arthropoda; Insecta; Diptera; Culicidae
Exons: 4
Coding region: 317-1564 (415 amino acids)
Source: RefSeq, a predicted model, not a curated record
GUAUAGGAGAGUGGCGUCUUGUGAUCACAGUCAAAACAAAUUUGGUUGGCAACAACAAAAAUUCCAUCUGGCAUCAAUGGUUAUGUUGAAGCCCUAAAGUGACUUGUCAAAAUUGAAAGCUUGUUGUUCUUUCGUUGCGCAGUGUAGUUGUUAGCUCUGUUUUGUUGACUGUAAAUGUUUACUACUUUGUCGUGGACUGCAAUUUUCAUCUAAGGAAUCGAAAAAAUAUAUUCGAAAAUGAAGUGUUUCGCGAAGUUUUGUACAAACAAAACAACACCAGGGUUCAAGAACAUCGGAUUUUUCCGGUUCCCUGGGGAUGAGGACCUACAAUCUGUUUGGAAAAAGUUCUGUGGCGUUUCAGAUAAUUUCGAAAUCACAGCAUGUAGCAGAGUGUGUAGUCAAGGGGAAAAUCAUGAAGCGGCGAAUGGCAAUUCCAGUGUACGAAUUUGUUCCGCAGAUUGCCGACUUCGCUCUCGAGAACGAUGAUAUACCGGAUUUGAACUCUACCCUCGAAACAUCUGGCACAACACUGAAUUCAAAUGCAUCCUCCCAAAAUGUGGUUCCAGUUUUUUGCUCCCCAUAUGAUGAACAUAAAGCUGUAUGCGCAAGCACAAAAAGGAAAUACGAUGGCUACGUAGAUAACCUGAACCAGGAAGUGAGAGAUUUGAAAAAACGUUGUCAUCACCUUGAGAACGUAGUGAAGCAACAGGAGCACGUCAUGCAAAAACAACAAAAGACACCAGAUCUAGCUCUCAAUGCACUCAACAGAACAUUUAACUCCGACCAAGUGGACAUGCUGUUGUACGAGAAAAAGCGUCCAAAGCAGUGGAGUGACAAAACAGUCACUGAAAGUCUGCAAACAAAAUUUGUUUGCGGAUCGAAAGGAUACGAGCACCAGAGAACUAAAUAUCCCCUCCCAUCAGAGCGCACACUUCAAAGAAGAGUAGAGGACUUGGAAUUCAAGCCAGGUAUUCUGUACGACGUACUAGAGCUCCUCAAACUCAAAGUGAACACCAUGUUGCCCGAAGAUCUUGACUGCGGCCUAAUUUUUGAUGAGAUGUCCAUCGAAGAGGCAAGAAGUUUUUGCAUUUCGGACAGCAAAUUCUAUGGAGAUAUCACCCUCCCUGGACAAGUGGGUCUUGCAAGUCAUGCUCUAGUGUUUGUCUUAGUAGGAAUCAGGGGCCGCUGGAAACAAACCGUAGGGUACCAUUUCACGGGAAGCAGUAUUCCUGAAAACGAUUUAAAGGAUAUUGCGUUCAAAAUUAUCCAGGAAGUGGAAUCGUUUGGUUGCAGGGUUCACUUUCUAACAUCAGACUGCGGGCCAAAUAACAAGAAACUCUGGAACAAAUUGAAUUUGAAAUUCCACAAAAAUGAUGUUUUGAAUAGUGCCCCUGUUGUACAUCCAACAGAUUCGACGAGAAAACUGGAAAUCAUUCCAGACGUGGUACACGUUUUUAAAUCAACUGUGCAAGGCUGGUUAAAAAACAAGGUACUAUGGCUUCCACAAGACGUGGUGCAAACUAACGGGUUCCGUUCCGGCGAACCAUGCUACGAACCGGCCUGA